Encephalitozoon hellem ATCC 50504 is the source of this 996-nucleotide messenger RNA. RefSeq names its product DNA-3'-phosphatase. The record is from RefSeq and is a predicted model, not a curated record. The transcript has a single exon. Gene Ontology annotation, biological process: DNA repair. Gene Ontology annotation, molecular function: ATP-dependent polydeoxyribonucleotide 5'-hydroxyl-kinase activity; double-stranded DNA binding; polynucleotide 3'-phosphatase activity. Lineage: Eukaryota; Fungi; Microsporidia; Unikaryonidae. Bases 1 to 996 code for a protein of 331 amino acids.
AUGAAGAUAUCACAUAUAGAGGAUGGACUUCUUGUCAUCGAGCAUGGUGAAGUGAACAGGAGCUUAAACAAGCUGAUCAUGUUUGAUCUUGACCUGACAUUGAUCUGUAACAGCCCUGAUGAAACAUCUACAGAUUGGAGAUAUCUAUUUAGGGAGGUGCCUAUCAAAAUAAAGGAACUAAACAAUCAAGGCUACUUCAUCGGAAUAGCCUCAAACCAAUCACGACUUAUCCGGAUUAACGCUCUAGAAGCAUUUGUGAAGAAGGUGUGUAGCAUCCUUGCUGAUCUGGGUGUUCCGAUUAUCUUCCUAGCAGCCUUGAAGAAGAAUGAGUAUAGGAAGCCAUCUACAGGGAUGUAUGAAUAUAUAUGCAAGGAAUAUAUAGACGAGUCCAAAAUAACCAAAAAGAUUUAUGUGGGUGAUGCCGUAAAUUGUUCUCUCGGCCCUGGCCAUACGAAUUCGUGUGAUAGCAAGUUUGCAUAUAAUGCUGGAAUGGAAUUCAAGCAUCCAGAUGAGUUUUUCAGAGGUACCCAAGUAAUAUACUUCCACGACUACCUUGACAUUCAGAAAUAUAGAAGAGGGCAAUUCGAAGCUGACGGGCAGAAGGAAAUAGUGUUUGUUUUCGGAAGAAGAAAGCACUGUGGAAAAAGAUUUUUUGCCAGAAAAUAUUUUCCAGACCACAAGAUUAUUUCCGAAAAAGAAUUUUCUGGUAACCUAAAAAGCUGUGUACUGAUCAAUUGCAAGGAUAAAGGUUUUAUUGAGAUGGUUAUGAGCAAGCAUCCUGACAGAUACUCAAUCUACUAUCUGAACUAUCCAGACCAAGUGAUAAACUACUUAAAAACCUUGGCAGCUCUUUCUGGAGAAGAAGACAAGGAAUUCGUACCGAUUGACCCUGGCAUACUCAGCAUCGUUAAAAGAUAUGGUGUCGAAGUCCCAUUUAUAUUUGAUAGCUCCGGAUUUGGAGAGAAAAAGGUAAAGCUAUCGAGAAUGCAAUUGUAG